AUGGAAAGAAGAUUCAACACAGCUCGCCCCGGUGGGAAAGGAGAAGGGAAGAGCGGACACGAGGAGCGAUCCUCCGUACCCUGGACCGUUUCUCCGCCGAGCCGUUCGGGGGCGCUGCUCUACUCCUCGCCUGCCGAGCCCCGGCGGCGCCGCCCGCUCGACUCUUCCGGGCGGAAAUGCCGGGGCGGUGACGGAAGCCCGGAGGAAGGGGCUAGAAGGAACGAGAGUACAGGAGAGAGAGGCCGGCGGGUGGGAGGCGGCGGAGGCGGCGGAGGCGGCGGCGGAGGCGGCGGCGGCGGCGGCGGCGGCUGGCAGCUUUCUUCCGGCGGGAGCUGCGCCGAAGACGCGCGCCGCGCUCCCCGCCACCUCCCUGCGCUCUUGGGCGACUCCCGGGACGCGCGGCCGGGUGGGAUCGGGCGGGCGGGAGUCUCCCUGAGGCCGGCCGCGGAGCCUGCGCGCAGCGCGAGGGACACCAAGGCGUUCACCAAGGAGCUGGACCAGUGGGUCGAGCAGCUGAACGAGUGUAAACAGCUGAACGAGAACCAAGUGCGGACUCUGUGCGAGAAGGCAAAGGAAAUUUUAACAAAAGAAUCAAAUGUGCAAGAGGUUCGUUGUCCUGUUACCGUCUGCGGAGAUGUACAUGGCCAAUUCCAUGACCUUAUGGAACUCUUCAGAAUUGGUGGAAAAUCACCAGAUACAAACUAUCUAUUCAUGGGUGACUAUGUAGACAGAGGUUAUUAUUCUGUGGAGACUGUGACUCUUCUUGUAGCAUUAAAGGUGCGUUAUCCAGAACGCAUUACCAUAUUGAGAGGAAAUCAUGAAAGCCGACAGAUUACCCAAGUAUAUGGCUUUUAUGAUGAAUGCCUACGAAAAUAUGGAAAUGCCAAUGUUUGGAAAUAUUUUACAGAUCUUUUUGAUUAUCUUCCGCUUACAGCUUUGGUGGAUGGACAGAUAUUUUGCCUCCAUGGUGGCCUCUCUCCAUCCAUAGAUACACUGGAUCAUAUAAGAGCCCUAGAUCGUUUACAAGAAGUUCCGCAUGAGGGCCCAAUGUGUGAUCUCUUAUGGUCAGAUCCAGAUGAUCGUGGUGGAUGGGGUAUUUCACCACGUGGUGCUGGCUACACAUUUGGACAAGAUAUUUCUGAAACAUUUAACCAUGCCAAUGGUCUCACACUGGUUUCUCGUGCCCACCAGCUUGUAAUGGAGGGAUACAAUUGGUGUCAUGAUCGGAAUGUGGUUACCAUAUUCAGUGCACCCAAUUACUGUUAUCGUUGUGGAAACCAGGCUGCUAUUAUGGAAUUGGAUGACACCUUAAAAUAUUCUUUUCUUCAGUUUGACCCAGCACCUCGUCGUGGAGAGCCUCAUGUAACUCGGCGCACUCCAGACUACUUCCUGUAAAUUCUUCCUGGGAAAAACUGCCUUUGUAUGUGAAAGUAUACUUGGCUUUUAUAUAUAUAUAUAUAUAUAUAUAUAUAUAUAUAUAUAUAUAUAUAUAUAUAUAUAUAUAUAUAUAUAUGUGUGUAUUUAAAAUUUUUAAAAGGCAACAGUAAUCUCUUUUGGUAACAAAUUGUGAUCUAUCUUGGCAUUGAACCACAUCAUGGACCAAAAUGUGCCAUACUAAUGAUGAGCAUUUAGCACAAUUUGAGACUGAAAUUUAGUACGCUAUGUCCUAGAUCGGUCAGUCCAACGGUUUGCCUGCUGUAUUUGUAGUAACUAUUUUCCUCUGGACUGUUCCAGAAAAAAAAGGUAACUUAACUGCUUUACCUCCUUUUGUGCUUAUUUGGAAAUUUUAGUUAUAGUGUUUAACUAGCAUGGAUUAAUACAUUUGGAGUUUUAUUUUUAACAAAAAUUCACAAGCUGACUUCCACUUAAUCCAUUACCCUUUAUUUUAUUGAAAUGUAUAAUUAACUGAAGAAAAGAUUCUUCCUGGGAGUAUGUUGUCAUAACAUUAAACAGAUUGCCCUUCAUUUACAUUACUGUUUUAUGUUGAUCUCUACAUUUCUGUAUAUUUGUCAUGACAGUGGUUGCUCCUAUUUGGUGUACUGAGCAAAUAAACUUUUCAUUUUAAACAAAAA
Molecule: messenger RNA, 2072 nt
Organism: Heterocephalus glaber (naked mole-rat)
Lineage: Eukaryota; Metazoa; Chordata; Mammalia; Rodentia; Bathyergidae
Gene: Ppp2cb
Product: protein phosphatase 2 catalytic subunit beta
Molecular function (GO): protein serine/threonine phosphatase activity
Source: RefSeq, a predicted model, not a curated record